Molecule: messenger RNA, 1665 nt
Organism: Mucor mucedo
Lineage: Eukaryota; Fungi; Mucoromycota; Mucoromycetes; Mucorales; Mucoraceae
Product: nucleotide-diphospho-sugar transferase
Exons: 3
Coding region: 34-1542 (502 amino acids)
Biological process (GO): UDP-N-acetylglucosamine biosynthetic process
Molecular function (GO): UDP-N-acetylglucosamine diphosphorylase activity
Source: RefSeq, a predicted model, not a curated record
CUUCAUCUCAUUUUAUUUUUCUAAAUUUCCAAAAUGACUAUUUCUUCAGCUCUUCCCGUCAAUGAAACCGAGCUUUUAGCGCUUCGUGAACGUUUCGAAAGUUACGGCCAAGGUCAUGUUUUCAAGUUUUUCCAAGAACUUGAAGUGGAGGGACAAAUUGCACUUUUGAAGCAACUGAUGGAGGUGGAUGUGGAACGUGUGAAUCAAAUCUAUCGUAAGGCCAUUGAAGGAGCUGAAAGUAGUGUUUUAAACCAAGAUACCACAUUUGAGCCUUUACCCGAGAAUGUAUUUGAAUCCGUAUUGGAGAGCUCCCCUCAAAAGAUUCGUGAAUGGGAAACGAUCGGUCUCACUCAAAUUGCUCAAGGUAAAGUCGCCGUUAUCUUGAUGGCGGGUGGUCAAGGCACUCGUCUUGGUUCGUCUGCUCCCAAAGGUUGUUACGAUAUUAACUUGCCUUCCAAGAAGACCUUGUUUCAAUUACAAGCUGAACGUAUCUUACGUGUUCAAGAAAUCGCUCGUCAAUAUACCACCGCUGGUCAAUUAGACACCUGCGUCAUCCCUUGGUACAUCAUGGUCUCUGGUCCUACGCAUGCUCCUACCUUGGAUUAUUUCAAGAAGAACAACUUUUUCGGCUUAAAGGAAGAGAACGUCAUCUUUUUUGAACAAGGUGUUCUUCCUUGUUUAACGAUGGAUGGUAAGAUUAUUUUAGAGGCAAAGGAUAAGGUGGCCAUGGCACCCGAUGGUAAUGGUGGUAUUUAUGCUGCAGUACAAAAUAAGGGCGUCAUUGACUCAUUGAAGAAGCGCGGUAUUCUUUAUUCUCAUUGUUAUUGUGUUGAUAAUUGUCUUGCUCGUGUUGCCGAUCCCGUCUUUAUCGGUUACUCUGUUUCCAAGGGAACCGAUUGUGGUGUGAAAGUGGUUAGUAAAUCCGCCCCCGAGGAACCAGUUGGUGUUGUUUGUGUGCGUGAUGGUAAAUACGGUGUUGUUGAAUACUCUGAAAUUUCACAAGAGGUCUCUGAGAAGCGACAAGAGGAUGGAUCACUUCAAUUGAGAGCCGCCAACAUUGCUAACCAUUUCUUCUCCACCGAGUUUUUGGAACGUGUGCCUUCCUUUGCUUCUCAAUUGGAGUAUCACAUUGCUAAGAAGAAGAUUAAGUUUGUUGAUGAACAAGGUGAGACAGUGACACCCAAGUCCAACAGUGGUAUGAAAUUGGAAUGUUUCGUCUUUGAUGUCUUUCCUUAUGCUCAUCACUUUUCCGUAUUGGAAGUGGAUCGUAAAGACGAAUUUUCUCCCCUCAAAAAUGCUCCUGGAACAGGUGCUGAUUGUCCAGAAACAUCCAGACGAGACAUCGUGGCACAACACGUGCGUUUUGUUGAGGCCGCGGGGGGUAAGGUCGUACACGACGGUGAUUUCGAGUCCCUUCAAUUCGAACUUUCUUCUUGGGUCUCUUAUGCUGGUGAAGGUCUUGCUGAUGUCGUUGCUGGUAAAACUAUUCAUACUCCUGCUGUCAUCGAAACCAAGGCUGAUUUGAUUCGUUUGGCCAUCUAAAAAAAAAAAAAGGCAACAUACAAAAAAAAAAAAAAAAAACUACAUUGAUCAAAAAAAGUUUCAUAGACAACUCUCCCCCUUCAAACACAAACACACCCCUUUUUCAUCUUUUUCUUUAUACCU